GAAUGAGUCCUUUGUCCCCAUAUUUAAACUUGGAUCCCAGAUAUCUAGUACAGGAUACAGAUGAGUUUAUCUUGCCCACAGGAGCCAACAAAACUCGAGGCAGAUUUGAGCUGGCCUUUUUUACCAUUGGAGGAUGUUGUAUGACAGGAGCAGCAUUUGGUGCACUGAAUGGUUUGCGACUUGGCUUGAAGGAGACACAGAAUAUGGCGUGGUCAAAACCUAGAAAUGUACAAAUUCUAAAUAUGGUGACAAGGCAAGGAGCGUUAUGGGCUAACACUCUGGGAUCUCUGGCUCUACUUUACAGUGCAUUCGGAGUCGUCAUUGAAAAAUCACGAGGUGCAGAAGAUGACCUGAACACCAUAGCUGCUGGAACCUUGACAGGAAUGCUGUACAAAAGCACUGGUGGAGUGCGUGGGAUAGCACGAGGUGGCAUUGCAGGUCUGACGCUGACUGGCCUCUACGCUCUGUACAACAACUGGGAGCACAUGAAGGACUCCAUAGCUGGGCAGUCCCUCUGAGCAGGGCAGCCAGCACGGGACAGAGGACAUGCUUGCAUAGUCACCAAUUGAAUCAGUCUCAAGACCUGUCUGGUGCCCCCUCCUAUUUUAUUUACCAUUAGUGUGAAACGGAAGGAAGCUAUGCUGGGAAGAACCUCUUGACACCAUGUAGCUGGACUGGCCCUUUCCUUCCUGCCAGCCAGUUGCUGGAGAGGCAGCAAUAUUUCUUGGACCUGCAAGUGAACAGAGUGGCCACCAAGAUAGAGUCUCCCUGACACGCUCACCAGCUAGCCCUGGGCCAGAGCCACAAGGCAUGCUCAAGUCCCAUAGCUGUACUGCUGCACUACCAGGUCUGGUUGCAUGUGCUACCACGAUAGCACUGCAUAAUAAAGUCCGUGUCCAUAGAGCUAUGGUCUUUCAACGUGCAUUGCCCCAGCAGCUGCAGCCAGCAGGAGCCUUGAGUGGCAACUGGCACAAGGCAACGUGUGUUACUCUGACAGCACAGGGUAAGCUGUAAAAAGGGACAUCAUCAUUAAUAAAAAGGGUGGUACUUGUGC
Molecule: messenger RNA, 1054 nt
Organism: Nestor notabilis (Kea)
Lineage: Eukaryota; Metazoa; Chordata; Aves; Psittaciformes; Psittacidae
Gene: TIMM23
Product: translocase of inner mitochondrial membrane 23 homolog (yeast)
Exons: 6
Coding region: 3-518 (171 amino acids)
Biological process (GO): protein import into mitochondrial matrix
Cellular component (GO): mitochondrial inner membrane; TIM23 mitochondrial import inner membrane translocase complex
Molecular function (GO): transmembrane protein transporter activity
Source: RefSeq, a predicted model, not a curated record